GAUUAAAUAAUCACUGAAUCGUUCUUAGAACUAGUUAAACGACCAACUUGUUCGAUAGAACGAAUGGGUCAGACUCCUCUUCACUACAGGCUGGUGUUGUUUGGUUUGUAUUUUUGAGUCCACCUCACGUGCGCCACACAGUGGUUGAACUGCAGUAGCACUAGACGAAGACGGCGCUCUGCAUAGGAACUGUCCAGCGUCUCGGUGCUGAAACUUACUCCUUCGGCUCUCGGCUAACAGCAAGAAAGGAUCAUACAAUUCUCAAAUAGGCUUAACAACCCAGCAACGAAGGCCUGGUUGAUUCAGAUGCGUCAGUACAUGGACAAAGGGCUGCAGAUAAACAGAGGAAGGGACGUGGUGAGAACGACGGGGGAAAGAGAGACUGAGUAAGACGUGGAGAAGCGCUCACUCUCUCAGCAUUAUGUCCUGGUCUCUGGACUUGGUGCCGCUUCCCCCAUGUGCAUUGAUGGGAGGUCCCCCCCUCAGCGGGCUCCUCUGGACCGUCCUCCUCCUCUUCCUCUGGUACUGCUACCGCAUGGGUUCUGACCCACCAUCCAAUUCUGGUAUGUUAAAAAGUGGCUCUGGCCGGUCCUCAUUCUCUCGGUCAUCCAGCCGUUGCCCGGUUGACCCCAGACACUCUGCACCUAAAGCAUCAGCGGCCAUCAACAUGGAGACGCUGGAGGAAGAGGAGGGCACAGAGAGCUACCUGACACCAGUGUUGAGCCACGCCCCGUUCCCCACUGAGGCUGCUGCAGAAAGCAGGAAGUUGUAUAGAGCACUACAGGAAUAUGCCAAGCGCUACAGUUGGGCUGGCAUGGGGCGAAUUCACAAGGGCCUGCGCAAUCAGGCCAGGAUCAAUGAUCGGCCAUCCAUUCAGAAGCCUCAUCUCUUCUACCUCCCAGAUGUUCCCAGCAUACCUUUCUUUCCCAGGGAUGCUCAUCGUCAUGACAUCGAGGUUCUGGAGGCCAGCUAUCCCAUAAUCCUUGCUGAGUUCCAAGCUGUGUACCAGAGGGGGAUUGAAACAAAGCUAGGGUGGAGCUACCAAGGACCAAAGGGCCAGACAGUGUUCCCGCUCUAUAGUGCUGGAGAGUGUGUGGCCAGAAACUGCCGUGCGUGUCCGUGUACAUACCGAACGCUCCUCUCUCUCAGAACCUUCAUCAGCAGUAACUCUCUGGGAUCAGCUGGCUUCUGGCUCCUGGGUCCUGAGGCCACAUUGGGAGGGGCCUAUGGCCCUACAAACACACGUCUGCGCUGUCAUCUGGGUCUUCAGACGCCUGCUCAGUGUGAGCUGGUGGUGGGUGGAGAGCCUCAGUGUUGGUCAGAGGGACACUGCCUCCUUGUGGAUGACUCCUUCCUGCACACCAUCUCACAUAACGGGGGAGCUGAAGAUGGUCCCAGAGUUAUCUUCAGUGUGGACCUGUGGCAUCCUAACGUGGCUGCAGCAGAGAGACAGGCUCUAGACUACAUCUUUGCCCCUGAGCAGUAGCUCUAGCUGUAUUUCCCAGGAUGCACCAGUCAAACCCACUUCAUGUCAUAUUAAAAUGCAGAAAAUGUUGUUUUAAAGUUCGCAAAACAUCUUGUGAUUUAGUUAAAAGUUCAUAUUGAGGAUAUUUAUCAUUUAAUUACUACAUACUUUGAUGUCUGACUCUUGUUUGACUGAAACCUUUUGAAAUAUUUCAAACAAACGACUUCAGUCAGAACUGUAGUUCUGCAAAUUUACCGUACAGAUCAGAAGACAUAUUGACUAUCUUGAGCCCUGAGCACACAGAUAACUGUGACGACACGCAAACAAUUUUUGAACUUCAUAUCUGCAUUUGACUUGUGCCUGUCUUGAUAAUCCCGCAUUCCUGUUCUAUCGUUUUUGUGCCUGAUUUCUCCUCCUUACCUCUCUGAUGUAUACUGUGAUACAUGGUUCUCCGUAAAUACUGUAAACGUGACUCACGGUUAUGCUACAUAUUUUGUUUUAUUUCAUCAGAUGGUGAUUUAUUUUCAUACCUGUAAAGCACACACUGAAGACAACAUACUGUAUAUGACCAGAUUACCUGCAUGUGUUGUGAAUUUUGACUGUGUUGCCACCAAUGCACUUGAUGACUGUCCUGCAAAUCAAGUAUGUAUUCAGCGGAGUUCAAUUAAAAAAUAAAAGGUUUUAUUAAA
Molecule: messenger RNA, 2154 nt
Organism: Carassius carassius (crucian carp)
Lineage: Eukaryota; Metazoa; Chordata; Actinopteri; Cypriniformes; Cyprinidae
Product: aspartate beta-hydroxylase domain-containing protein 2-like
Exons: 7
Coding region: 422-1486 (354 amino acids)
Source: RefSeq, a predicted model, not a curated record